AUGAAGGAGGACCUGCCGGGUCCACAGCAUGUGCUCUCUCUGGGAACAAGGUGCUUUGUGGCGCGCUCUUUGGAGCUGAUGCACUGGCGUCGUUAUGCAAGUCCGUUUGAUUGGAUCUACUCCAGUGCCCAAAUGGUCAGGCAUUGCAUUGAGGACGACUUUGUUUCCUUCUUGGACGCCACGGAACUGGAGAAGGCUGGCCAUGCCUGGGCCCAUCGCAGCUACGCGCGGAUGCUGGGACGACAGGUGGUUUUCCCUCACCACUAUCCUUUGGAUCGCGACCGUGAGCACUUCCAACGCGCGGUGCGCAGAUGUCGACAGGUUCUCCUGUCCGAAGAGAGGAAACUCUUUGUUUUCAUGCAUUUGGUAACAUCUCGGAAGGAGCUGGCAAAUGUACGCGAUGUGGAGUCCAGUCAUGGGAGCAAUCUGCGAGAGGUCCAGGAACUCUUUCAGACGCUCCAGAGCAAGGUGGCAAAGUUUCAUUUGCUGGUGGUCUAUGUGAUCCAAGGAGCAUCAAAGUGGUCUCGGGGUGCUUCCGAGUUGUCUUGCAGGCAGCCUGUGCACAUUACCAGCUCCGAAUCUUCGAUGCAGAAACUCAACAUCUUCGAAGCUCAUUGUCAGGGAUCCUGCACCGGUCUGAAGUUCAAGGAACCUCAUGAUCAGAUGUUGCUGCAAACAUUGCUGCGCUCGGCUGGGGGCCCUUUGGACCCGGCUGCGGAUCCAUUACCAGAUCGUUUUCACAUGCAGUCGCAGCGGCGGAAGACGAGGAUUUGCUUCAACCUGGAAGCAGCGAGCGCUGCACAGACGGGCACCAAGACGGUACAUAGCCCACAGCGCCGGAAGCGGCGCAGGAAGGUGACUGUAACGAAGGUCGCAGGGGUUGGCGGCCAAAAGCGGAAAGCAGACGUUGAGGACGCAAAGAGAGAAGAUGAUGACGUGGUCAUCGUCUCCGUUUCAACGACUGUGAAGCCUGGGGUGACCAGCGUGACAAGUGGGGCGCCGGAAGUGCGUGCGGCGCCUGUGGGGAAGCCACGUGGUGUCUUGGACAUCCGGGUGGCACUGCGUUCGCUGCGUUCAGUGCCGGGGGUAACGCGAACGGAAUCACAACCGCAGCAGGGGAAAAAGAGACUGUGGGAAGAUGUAGAAAGUGACCAUGAAAGAUGA
Molecule: messenger RNA, 1164 nt
Organism: Cladocopium goreaui
Lineage: Eukaryota; Dinophyceae; Suessiales; Symbiodiniaceae
Source: the annotation of a GenBank genome assembly